Molecule: messenger RNA, 3299 nt
Organism: Metopolophium dirhodum (rose-grain aphid)
Lineage: Eukaryota; Metazoa; Arthropoda; Insecta; Hemiptera; Aphididae
Product: dynein axonemal intermediate chain 4-like
Exons: 13
Coding region: 82-1812 (576 amino acids)
Biological process (GO): cilium movement
Cellular component (GO): axonemal dynein complex
Molecular function (GO): dynein heavy chain binding; dynein light chain binding
Source: RefSeq, a predicted model, not a curated record
UAUUCGUAUUUAUACUAUUUAUAGUGAUGACCGAAAUUAUGAAUUAAUUCUGUAAAAUAAUUACAUCCGAAGAAUACCAAAAUGGACAACUACAAAAUCAAAACACAGAAAUUACAACAAAAAUUUCAUUUCGACGAGCAUAACAUAGAGAAAAUAUGUAUAAGUUUAGAAAACGAAAUCGAAAACUUGAAAGUAGUCAAAAUUCAAAAUCAGCCAUUUCAGACACUCGACGUUCAGCUCUUUAAAGCUGCAUUGCAAGAAACUAAAACCAAUACUCUUUUAGAAUUACCAUCCUUGGCACCGUCUGUCAAGAAUAUUUCAAACACUUCACAAAACGAGAUAGAAAAAACUAAUACUACUAAAUAUUUGUUAACUGAUGCUGUGCAAGCUUCGAGAUGUUUUCAAAGAACACAACACACACAAACAGAAGCAAUCACUUUAAAAGAUCAGUCAAAUAUUGCAUCUGUAUGGAUACUUCAAAAGGAAAUUGGUAAUCAUAUGUCAACAGAAAAAAUCCAAGAAAUCAAAUCAAAUAAUUUCAAAAAAAUGUUGUUCAUAUCCGACCGAAUUGUGACGUCUAAUAAUUUUUCCGAAAAACAGAUUGAAUUCAUAACACGACACACUAGUGACAAAUUAAACGCAAUGUCUUACCGUUAUGCGUUAGAAGAAAUAUUACAAUUUUCAAAUGAUAAAUUAUCGAAUUUUUCGGUCACUUCUUUCGUAUGGAACACUAUGAAUGAAGACAUUUUGGCAGUUGGAUACGGUAAAUGGAACGACGAACCAAAUGGUUUUAAAGGUGCUGUUUGUUGUUGGUCGUUAAAAAAUCCGGUUUAUCCGGAAAGAAUGUACGAAUUCAACAAGCCCAUUACUUGUCUUGAUUUCUCAAAAACCCAUGCCAACAUCCUCGUCGCCGGUAGUCACGGAGGAUGCGUCUACAUAUUGGACAUAGCCCAAGAAAUAUGUGAUCCGGUGAUAGUCAACGAGAAAAACUUACAAAAUUUUCCUAUAUGGAGUGUUCUAUCGUUUCUACAAAAAAGUUAUGCAUCGGAAGAUGAAUUUAUACUAUCCGUAGAUGACAAUGGAUCGGUACGAAAAUGGUCAGGUGGUGUUUCCAAGACUUACAACACAGAACAAAUGUCGUUAAUAUAUUGCGGAAUCCGAAACGACGCCGCGAAACCGAACAAAUUCAACCAUUCAACCAUCGUUCAAAAUAUGCCAGGAACGGUCAUAUCGUUUCACCCAACUAAUAAGAGUACAUACUUUAUUGGGACUAAAGUUGGUUUCGUCGUACAGAACACGGUUGACAGCUGCAAUCAUUACGACAGAAUUUUCAUGGCUCAUAACGGUCCGGUUUACGGAAUCAAAUUUUCGCCGUUCUGCUCGAGUAUAUUUAUAACAUACGGAGCCGACUGGCAAAUUAAAAUUUGGAUGGAAAACGUCGACGUACCACUGCUAUCCCUGUCUUAUUGCAACGCUGUAGACGACGCCGAUUGGUCACCCAUUAACUCCACAGUUAUUGUCAGCGUUAGCGCCGCAGUCAUAUGCAUUUGGGAUUUCGCACGAAAAACGGUGGAGCCUGUCAUGAUGUUUACGUGCAAAACCGGCGUACACUUCUCGAUAGUGAAAUUUUCCAAACACGGUAAUAAUAUUGUCACCGGUGAUGUAAAUGGACUGGUUAGAUGUUUUCACAUCAGUAACAUGCCUUCGCCGUCAUUUCUCCAAAAAAAUUCUAUUCUAACAGCUCUGGAGAAUAUGAUGUCAUCAAAUCAUGAGCUUGUUCAAAUAAUUAAAAAAACCAUGAUGAACAACUAAAAAUGUUGGAUAAGUUAAUAGUAUUAAAUUAUUUAAACUUGUUUUUAAAAUUUUUGAUAAACCUAUAUAUUCGCUUUUAUUAGAUAAUUAUGAAUUUAUCAUUCGACAAAGAUUAAAUAUUUAUGAACAAACAUUAGAUAAUAAAGACUAUAUUAUGUUUAUAAUUACCUGUAUAUUUUUAUAGUAUCUUAUUAAGUUUACAUAAAAAAUAAUAUGUUUAUUUUUGUAACUCAAUUUUGAUGAUGCUAUUUGAUGAUAUCAGUGGUAGUAAGUUUAGACUGCCAAUCUGCAAACGUAUGUGUAAGAAAUAAACUUUCGACUCAAAAAUAAGAGUCUACUUUACCAAUUAGUGCUUGUAAUAACCACAUAAGCAUAACUUAUAAUACUAAUUGAUACCAUUGAUUAUACAUAGUACUAUAUAUAAUCAAUGUUAUACUAAUUAGUAGUUUUUAACAAUAAUUUAUCCAUGUUAAAAUAAUAAUUUUAUGAAUAAGAUGUACCAUGGAACUUGAUUCACAUUGCUAUACAGUGAACAGUGCUUCUCAACAUUUUUUUGAAGAUGACACACUUAAAACAAUUAAUUGAUUUUUGAAAAAGUAACAAUUAUAAACCUUACAUAAAUUGAAAAUAAAGCUAUCUUAACAAAUGGGGGUUUUUUUUAGCAGAUUCUGUGGUUUUUAAUAUCAUGUUAUAAUGGGCAUAAUAGUUGUAUAUACAGGGUGAUUUAUUAAGCGUAAAACACUCAUUAUCUCAAAAAGUAUUAAUGUUUUUGAAAAUAUUUUUUUACAGUUUGUUGUUAAAAAACAACAUUUUUAUUAAAAAAAUAUAUUUUUAAAUAUUUUUUAUCCUUAUAAUUUUUUGAAUGACAGCAUAGAGUUUUAAUUUCAUUUUCCAAAGCAAAAUAUUUUUCUAAGUACUUUAAUACAUAAAUAUCGAAUUUAGGACGGGUAGUUUAUGAGUUAUAAGUAUUUAAGGUUUAGAUAAGCGGACUAGUGGACACACAUUUGCCGGGUAAACCCAUAACACUCCACUCCGCCCAUCUAAACUUUAAAUGCUUAUACCUCAUAAACUACUUGCCCUAAAUUAGAUUUUUAUGAAUCAAAAUACUUAGAAAAAUAUUCUGCUUUGGAAUAUGAAUUUAAAACUCUAUGCUGUCAUUCAAAAAAGUAAAAAACUUAAAAAAUUAUAUAGAUAAAAAAUAUAAUUUUUUAAUAAAAACAGUUUUUUUAACAACCAACUUGAAACUAUGUAAAAAAAUAUUUUCAAAAACAUUAAUACUUUUUGAGAUAAUGAGUGUUUUACGCUUUAUGAAUCGCCCUGUAUAUUAUAGUAUAUAUUUAUACUUUGAACAUGUCAUACAACAUAUUAAAUAAGAAGUUUUUUUGUGACACACUAGUUGAGAACCACUGCUAUAAAAUAUAGAUACUCUAUUAUAGUCACGAGCUCGAAAAAUGAGCGUUGUCUUCAUGUGCCGAGCAGCAUUUUUU